Ictidomys tridecemlineatus (thirteen-lined ground squirrel) is the source of this 4770-nucleotide messenger RNA. It is a transcript of the gene Lzts1, whose product is annotated as leucine zipper tumor suppressor 1. Gene Ontology annotation, biological process: regulation of dendrite morphogenesis; regulation of synaptic plasticity. The record is from RefSeq and is a predicted model, not a curated record. NCBI's taxonomy places the organism in Eukaryota, Metazoa, Chordata, Mammalia, Rodentia, Sciuridae. Gene Ontology annotation, cellular component: dendritic spine.
UCAGGGCCCCGCGCAGAGGCUGGCGAGCAGAGAGCGGGCUGCUGCGGUGGCUGCGGACCCGCUGGGAGGCCGAAAGUUUCUCUGCUCGCCUUGUCCAGCGAUCCAGAGCCGCGAGCUGCUGCCCGCGUCGCAGGGACCUACCCGGCACCCCAGCUCUGGAGCAAGGGAGACUGGAGCACACCGCAAAAGACGCCGGAAAAAAAAAGAAAAAAAGAAAAAGAAGAACAUCCUAAACCAGCCCCGAGGCUCAGGGCGAAGGUCCAUGGUUCUCCCAGGCUCUGCAAGAGUUUUGCUAUGACUGCAGCCCCCUCGCGGAGCCAGCGUCACCCCUCGCUGCCACCGCCGCAACAGGCCCCCGCCCCGCCCUGCCCGUCCCUGGCCCCGGGUCACCAUGGGCAGCGUCAGCAGCCUUAUCUCCGGCCACAGCUUCCACAGCAAGCACUGCCGGGCCUCGCAGUACAAGCUGCGCAAGUCCUCCCACCUCAAGAAGCUCAACCGGUACUCUGAUGGGCUGCUGAGAUUCGGCUUCUCCCAGGACUCCAGUCACGGCAAGUCCAGCUCCAAAAUGGGCAAGAGCGAGGACUUUUUCUACAUCAAGGUCAGCCAGAAGGCCCGGGGCUCCCACCGCCCAGAUUACACGGCACUGUCCAGUGGGGACAUCGGGGGCCAGGCUGGGGUGGACUUUGACCCAUCCACUCCACCCAAGCUCAUGCCCUUCUCCAAUCAGCUAGAAAUGGGCUCAGACAAGGGGGCAGUGAGGCCCACGGCCUUCAAACCCGUGCUGCCGCGUUCGGGAACCGUCCUCCACUCCUCCCCCGAGAGUGCCAGCCACCAGCUGCACCUGGCCCCUCCGGACAAGCCCAAGGAGCAGGAGCUGAAGCCGGGCCUGUGCUCUGGGGCGCUGUCCGACUCGGGCCGGAACUCCAUGUCCAGCCUGCCCACGCACAGCACCAGCAGCAGCUACCAGCUGGACCCGCUGGUCAUGCCCGUGGGGCCCACCAGCCGUUUCGGGGGCUCGGCACACAACAUCACGCAGGGCAUCAUCCUGCAGGACAGCAACAUGAUGAGCCUGAAGGCUCUGUCGUUCUCCGACGGGGGCAGCAAGCUGGCCCACCCAGCCAAGGCGGACAAGAGCUCCUCGUGCGUGCGCUCCCCCAUCUCCACGGACGAGUGCACGGUCCAGGAGCUGGAGCAGAAGCUGCGGCAGAGGGAGGGCGCGCUGCAGAAGCUGCAGCGCAGCUUUGAGGAGAAGGAGUUCGCCUCGGGCCCGGCCUCAGAGGAGCGCGCCCGGCGCAGCAGGGACGGCAGCAGGGACGAUCCGGAGGGCCCCGAGCCCAAGAGCAGCAGCAAGCUGAAGCAGGCCUCGCAGAAGAACCAGCGCACGCAGCAAGUGCUGCACCUGCAGGUGCUGCAGCUGCAGCAGGAGAAGUGGCAGCUGCGGCAGGAGCUCGAGAGCCUCAUGAAGGAGCAGGACCUACUGGAGACCAAGCUCAGGUCCUACGAGCGCGAGAAGACCAACUUGGCCCCGGCACUGGAGGAGACCCAGUGGGAGGUGUGCCAGAAGUCAGGUGAGAUCUCCCUCCUCAAACAGCAGCUCAAGGAGUCGCAGACGGAGGUGAACGCCAAGGCCAGCGAGAUCCUCAGUCUGAAGGCGCAGCUGAAGGACGCGAGGGGCCGGCUGGAGGGCAUGGAGCUGAAGACCCAGGACCUGGAGAGCGCCCUGCGCACCAAGGGCCUGGAGCUGGAGGUCUGCGAGAACGAGCUGCAGCGCAAGAAGAACGAGUCAGAGCUGCUUCGCGAGAAGGUGAACCUGCUGGAGCAGGAGCUGCUGGAGCUGCGCGCGCAGGCGGCCCUGCAGCGGGAGAGCGCCGCCCUGGGCCCGGCGGUCACGCCCACCUUCUCGGAGGACAUCCCCGCCCUGCAGCGGGAGCUGGAGCGGCUGCGGGCAGAGCUGAAGGAGGAGAGGCAAGGCCACGACCAGAUGUCCUCGGGCUUCCAGCAGGAGCGGCAGGUGUGGAAGGAGGAGAAGGAGAAGGUGAUCCAGUACCAGAAGCAACUGCAGCAGAGCUACCUGGCCAUGUACCAGCGCAACCAGCGCCUGGAGAAGGCCCUGCAGCAGCUGGCUCGCGGGGACGGGGCUGGGGAGCCCCUUGAGAUUGACCUGGAAGGAGCUGACAUCCCCUACGAGGACAUCAUAGCCACUGAGAUCUGAGGGACCAGCCUGGGGAGACAGAGCUGGGGACCUGGUACCCGGAGGCAAGGGCCCCCCCCUGUUCAAGGAGAGCCCCCCUCCCUUCUCAGCUGCUCAGCAACUCGGGCCUCUCUGAGAGAAGCCACCUCCUAGACACAGGUCCAGGAGCCACAGGUGGUGGGCAGGGGUCAGGAUGAGACUUCUUCCCCUUCUCCUCCCUGUUCCAGCCUCACCAACCACCACCUCAAGCUCUGAUCAGCGACCCCCAGCUCUCCCGGUGAUGGGUACAGGGAUCCCCGUGCACUGGUUCAGGGCUCCCUAAACCUUGGCCUUUGUUCAAAACAGUGAAGUAGGUGACUGCUGGGAAGCCCCAGUGGCCACUCCAGGGACAGAAGCUCCCUUCCAGUUCUUAUCCCCAAGCCUGUCUAAUCCCCUGGACAUCAGGAGGCCUCGGGAAUAGAAAGAGGCCAUGUAUGACCAGAAGCCUUGGAAUCUCAUCAGCUGAGCUGCUCUUCUCUGGCCCCUGAGGUGCAGGGGUUGGGGUGGGGGGGUGGAGAACCCACAGCCCAUCAUCAAGCCUCGGAAGGGAGCAGAUGCUGGGCACCUUGGCUGUGUGGAGCCUCCGUGAGACCUGCAGAGGUCUGGGGUCUGGGAAGCUGAACAGUGAGAACCAGUGGCAGAUAAUGGGGUGCAGCGUCCAACUGGAGUUACACAGCCUUUGAACAGCUGGUGGCCUUUGACCUCAGUGACAUUCUUCCUAAAGCCAUAGACACUGAGACUCUGGGAUGGGUGUUGGGAAAGGGACACGGAGGGUUUGGCCUUCACCUAUACCAGGAGUACCUCCCGAUCUUUCCAGUUGAAACUGAGACGGAGAAGUCCCUGACCGGGUCAGAGUUGGCCGGUGGCCCCUCUGCAAGGAUUUCCCUUCCCAGGCAUCAAAUUUGGCUUGGAUCCAAACGUAACCCAUCUACUCAGAUGGUACACCUGCAAUCUGGGCAUCUCCCUUUUCUGCCCAUUAGCCCCAUUCAGGGGCAUCUCUUCCCUCUUAGCAUCUGUGGUGCUACGUUCUGAGUCUUCACAGGGUGGAAUGGUCCACAGAGUGCUGCCAGGCCGGAGCCCCAGCAGGGAGGGUAGUGAGGACAUAGGACAGGGGACACACACAGCCUUCUGAACAAACAGCCUCAGGCCACCUGCUGCUCCCCCCCACCUCCUCAGCCUCACAGGAGCCUCAGGCUGUAACGAAUCUGCAGCCUUCCUCAGGGGCACUGUGGGCGGCUGGGGUUUGUCUUUUGAAGAUGUCCAGAGAUGGGUGAAGAGAGCAGUUGCUUGGUUCAGGGAAUUUUCUUUCUUUCUUCUUCUUCUUUUCUUUUUUUCCUCCCCCUUUCUUGUCUUUUCAGAAACAAGCCAGAUCUAGCAGCCGGCCAGGCUGCUCCAUCUAUUUUUGCUCCUAACCACAGCUGCUGUUGGUAGGAAAGCCAGCCCUUGCUGGGUGCCUGUGACUCUGCCUGUCUGCUGAGAGGGGCCGCGGUGUAGGUUGGGAGAGUCUGGGUUCUUGACAGUCUGGGAGCAAUCCCCCAGUGCCGCUUCCUGGACGCUGGCCUGAGAGGUCUGGGGUGGGAGUGGGGGCUGCUUCCCUUGCACCACAUCCAGCACUAGGGGUGGCUGGGGGCAGGGCACCAUCCCUGUGGCUAGCUAGCGCUGCCUUCCGUUCCCUGGGUAACUGUGCCUGUCCUGUGUCCUCGCCUGACAGGGGCGGUCCUCUGGAAUGUCAAACCAUUGCUCUUAGCCACAGACUGGACUUGAAGCUGGGAUGGACAUGCCCAGAACCGCCUCCCUCCCUGAGGGCAGUACCCUCCACGGGCACAGUUUAGACCUGGUUAAAGACGCCCCAUGCUUGGUCCCAUGGCCGUUGGUUCCUCCAUUUCCACCAGCCUGUGCCUUGAGUCCUUUCUCCCAGUGAGAAUACGCCACAGAGAGAGAGGAGGAGACUGGUUGCCCCACCCCCCACCCCAGCAGCCAGAAGCCUAGUGCUCUGCCCUCAGGACCUGGCCUGAGCAGAGGUGAUGAGGAUGAAGAGGUGAUGUCCCCAGGACAGGCCCUCGGGAACAAAGCCUGCUCUCCACCUCAGUGUGUGUGCCCCCACUCACAGGGACCUCCAUCUUCCCCCUGUCCCUGCCCAUCCCAUCCCAGACACAUCCACCCAGGCCUUGCCCAGCAUCCAAGAUGGCAGGAGCUGUUCCUGGGCUGCCACUAGCCCAAGGCCCCAGGGCAGCCUAAGGUUGCACCUGACACAAGUGAGCUGUAACCUAGCAACCGGGCCUUCCGGUGGGUUUCUUCCCUUUCCUGUUGAAAGGCACCUUUGCCACUCUUGGGCCCCGCCCCGCCCAGCCUCUCAGAGGGAGGCUCUGAACAGCAAGGUUGAGCAGGAACUGGGGAGUGCAGGCUCAGGGCUGAUGCCCCGGGCCAGCUUGCUCACUCAGACCUGCUCUGCGCCCGCAAAGCUGCCUGGCUUGACGAUGCUCCAGCUCUCUGCAGAGAGAGGUCAUUCCACACCACCCACCAAGGAGGGACGCCUCACA